Messenger RNA from Hemibagrus wyckioides, 1244 nucleotides. RefSeq names its product dynein, axonemal, light chain 1 (gene dnal1). Gene Ontology annotation, molecular function: protein kinase binding. Lineage: Eukaryota; Metazoa; Chordata; Actinopteri; Siluriformes; Bagridae. Bases 114 to 695 code for a protein of 193 amino acids. Gene Ontology annotation, cellular component: cytoplasm. The record is from RefSeq and is a predicted model, not a curated record. The transcript has 8 exons.
GUCACCACCCUGCCCCUGCCUGGGAUUUUCAUGUUUACAUUGUUGGAGCUGGACGGCGAAUUUGCGCAUGCGCGUUGUAUGAUGACAGUUCCAUAGCAACCGCUGAGGAUAACAUGGCAAAAUCAACUACUAUUAAAGAGGCUUUGGCGAAGUGGGAAGAGAAGUCAGGAGAAAAAGCAGGUGAUGCCAAAGAAGUGAAGCUCUAUGGCCAAGUCCCUCCGAUUGAAAAGAUGGAUGCAUCUCUCUCCACCCUUACUAACUGCGAGAAACUGUCAUUGUCAACCAACUGUAUUGAAAAAAUUGCCAACCUAAAUGGAUUAAAGAACCUCAAGAUAUUAUCCUUGGGUCGUAACAACAUCAAGAACCUUAACGGACUAGAGGCCAUAGCAGACAGCUUGGAGGAACUGUGGAUCUCCUUCAAUCUCAUAGACAAACUGAAGGGAAUCCAUGUGAUGAAGAAGCUCCGUGUCCUGUACAUGUCCAACAACUUGGUCAAAGAGUGGGGGGAGUUUGCGAAACUGGCAGAGCUUUCAACACUGGUAGACCUGGUCUUUGUGGGGAAUCCUUUAGAAGAGAAGUACUCUGCAGAGGGCACCUGGAUAGAUGAGGCCACCAAGAGGGUCCCCAGUCUGAAGAAGCUUGAUGGAAUUCCUGUGAUUAAGCAAGAAGAAGAGGAGAAAGAGGCAGAAAGUUAAUAUCUUUACUAUGGUACAGUUUUAAUGUUAUGAAGAGAUUUUGUAGUAUUUGCAGAUUUCAUAUGUUGACUUUGUUAAUUUAUAAAGUUCUAACAGCUAAUAAAAGUAUUAAUAAAAUAAGUAGUAAGAAUAGUCUUACAGAUAAGCUGAUGCACUAUAUAAAUUUUCCAAAAAAAAAAACAAAACAAACCACAACUUUGUGGCAUUAUGUAGCUAUCUGAUUGUUAUCAAUGUGACUGUAACAUAAAGAUGUCAUAUUUAUGUUGUAUUGUACAUUAUGGGGUGUGGAGAGUCACACUAGAAUAGGCACAAAUGUCAAUGUUUUUUAACAAGUGAAGAAGAAAUCUAAUAGACUAUUGUAAGUAGAUGCAUUUUAAAAUAAUGUCAAAUCUGUCGAAUCUCUUUUUGUUUUCACAAAUUAUUCUGAAGGAUUUUGUAAUGUGAUUUUUACUUGCUUUUAAGACUUUAUUAGACAUGUUUCUAUGAUAUACAUUUAUGUGGGAUUUAUCAAUAUAUUUAAAACAUCUGUUGCAAUAAAAACCAAAACAA